AAUCUCCCAUCGGCUGGUCACACCGCGGAAUAUGACCAAAACGUGGGGUUGAAAAACCUUUAAACGAAACUGUGCCAAUUCAACAAUUAAACCGCAAAGAUUGCAAAAUUUCGCGGUUACCUCGAUGUCAGCUCUUAUUUAUCAAACCCAUUAACCGAAUUCCGCGUGCUGCACGUCGAAAUAUUAGUUCAAAUCCCGAUUGCAUGUGCGAAAAAAGCAGUUGCAGCUGCGGCAGUGAGUGUGGUGGUAGUGCGAGCGAGAUAGCCAGCUGACGAACAGCGGAGCAAAACAAAAUAACGCUAACCGGCAACGGCGAAAAAAGGAACAGCAGAAGCAAAAGUCAAGGGAAGAUAAGCCCUGCCGCCGCAUACAAUUGAAAAAUACACUUAAAUAAACAUACUCUGACGGGAAUCACCCACACAUUAGCCAGCGAGCGGAGGCACACCCACAAAUACACUUGCCUCGUUUAAUCAAUUAACGGGACAACGGCCAGAGAGAUUCCCAGUUCCAGUCCGUUUCCAAGCGUCGCGUGCGUAGAUUGUGUCACCGCCGAGAGCUCCGUCGCUCACUCCAGGAUAAGGAUAGCAAACUAAUACCAUACCAUGGCCAUCUCCGAUGAACUGCAGUCGCCCUCGAGCGAAAUGGUGCUCCUUACACCGAGUUCCGGAAACCCACCAUCCAGCAUAGUGCCCUCCAGCAACGGCAUUAAUCUGUCUAAUCAGCCCCCCGAACCGUCACAAAAUCGCGAAGGAUCUGCUGAAUCGGACAGCAGUCGUGUGGUGAUCAAGAAGCAACUGGGUCUGCUGGAAGGCGUGGCCAUCAUUCUGGGCAUUAUCUUUGGAUCCGGGAUCUUCGUUUCGCCCAAGGGUGUGAUUAUGGAGGUGGAAUCCGUGGGCACAUCGCUAGUCAUCUGGGUUCUCUGCGGUCUGCUGUCCAUGAUUGGAGCUCUGUGCUACGCAGAACUGGGCACUGCGAUACCCAAGUCUGGUGGGGAUUAUGCCUAUAUAUUCGAGGCGUACGGAUCGUUGCCGGCGUUUCUAUAUCUAUGGGAUGCUAUGAUGAUAUUUGUACCCACAACCAAUGCGAUUAUGGGCCUGACCUUUGCCUCGUAUGUACUGGAGCCCUUCUUCGGCGGCGCCUGUCACAUACCCAAGGCGGCCCUGCAGCUGCUGGCCGGCAUAACGAUCUGCUUUCUCACCUACCUGAACUCUUACUACAUGAAAGUGACCACUAAGAUGCAGAACAUUAUCAUGUUCACCAAAAUCGCCGCCCUGGUGAUGAUCAUUAUCGUGGGCCUGGUCUGGAUGUUCAUGGGCAAUGUGGAGAACUUUGAGCGACCGUUCGAGAAUACAGAGACUGAUCCCGGCAAACUGUCAGUGGCCUUUUACUCCGGCAUCUUUUCCUAUGCCGGCUGGAAUUAUCUGAACUUUAUGACCGAGGAACUAAGGGAUCCGUACCGCAAUCUGCCGCGCGCCAUUUACAUCUCGCUGCCUCUGGUCACCGGGAUCUAUGUGCUUGCCAACAUGGCCUAUCUGGCGGUGCUGUCGCCCAGCGAGAUGAUAGCCUCUAAUGCCAUCGCUGUGACCUUUGGGGAUAAAAUUCUCGGCGCCUUCUCAUUGGUCAUCCCCAUCAUGGUCGCCAUAUCGGCCUUUGGCGGCCUCUCCGUCCAUAUCAUGACCUCCUCCCGCAUUUGCUUUGUGGGUGCUCGCAAUGGACAUAUGCCGGCUAUACUGUCACACAUCAGCGUGAAGAGCUACACCCCGCUGCCUUCGCUCGUGUUUCUGUGCUUCCUCUCUAUUGUGAUGCUAGUGGUGAGCGAUGUGUAUGUGCUGAUCACCUACGCCAGCAUUGUGGAAUCGUUCUUUAUCAUGCUGUCGGUGUCGGCGGUGCUAUAUUUCCGUUACACCCGACCCAGCAUGGAUCGGCCCAUUAAGGUCGCCGUGUGGAUACCCGCCCUAUUCGUCAUCGUAUGCGCCUUCUUGGUCGUCGUACCCAUCUAUGUGGCGCCCUACGAGGUCGGCAUGGGGGUACUAAUAACCCUAAUUGGCAUACCUUUCUACUACUGCGGCGUCGUGUGGAAGAAUAAGCCCGAAUGGGUGCAGCAGGCGAUUGACUCGAUGACCUUUACUUGCCAGAAGCUCUUCAUGUCCGCCAAAGAGGAGAAGCAGGACUAAGCUGCCUACCGCAUUAACCAAAAGCACAAAACAAAAACAAAAAAGGAAACAUCACUCUGACUUGCCAGCUAUCAAAUCUCUCUCUACACUUAAAUCUCUAUUGAUGGUUAAAGGACUACUUGGACUCGUUGAACCUGGAAACCAAAAACACAAAACAUAAAGCGAAAAAGAAAAUAGGGACAGGAGCAGGAAGUCAAUUCUACUUCAUAUUUCUAUAUAUAUUUAUAAAUCAUGACAAACAAACGUUGACCUAAAGUGCAAACUCAUCGAAUAGUAGUUGUUAGUUUUGAGUAAACCCUCUUUAGCAUUUUGUAUCAUUUGAUUUGCAUUAAUUUUGUAAAUUCGAAACCAAAGUAAGCCAUAACUGUUGCCAAAGCUGUAAAUUGGCCAUUUUAAGCUCCAAAAUUUGUUACAUAUUUUUUAGAAAAGUCAUACAUCAUCAUUUAUUAUUAUUAUU
Molecule: messenger RNA, 2631 nt
Organism: Drosophila serrata
Lineage: Eukaryota; Metazoa; Arthropoda; Insecta; Diptera; Drosophilidae
Gene: gb
Product: solute carrier family 7 member genderblind
Biological process (GO): amino acid transmembrane transport
Cellular component (GO): membrane
Molecular function (GO): L-amino acid transmembrane transporter activity
Source: RefSeq, a predicted model, not a curated record